Messenger RNA from Epinephelus moara (kelp grouper), 1569 nucleotides. It is a transcript of the gene opn4.1, whose product is annotated as opsin 4.1. Gene Ontology annotation, cellular component: membrane. Gene Ontology annotation, molecular function: G protein-coupled receptor activity. The record is from RefSeq and is a predicted model, not a curated record. Gene Ontology annotation, biological process: G protein-coupled receptor signaling pathway; visual perception. Lineage: Eukaryota; Metazoa; Chordata; Actinopteri; Perciformes; Serranidae.
UCCAGCAGACAUCCAGUGGACAACAAUAACUCAUCACCAGCUGACCAGGGCUCUCUGCUCUCUGGGAGGAAACUGCACAUCCUUCCUGUCUGAUCAUCAUCACAGCAGGAUGUCGAAGCUUCUCCACCUUCAUGGCCACGUCCCAACACACCACACUCACCUGAAGCCUCACUUGUUCCCCACGGUUGACGUUCCUGACCACACCCGCUACAUCAUCGGCUCUGUCAUCCUGUUGGUAGGGGUGAUGGACAUGCUGGGAAACGGUCUGGUCAUCUAUGUGUUCUGUCGCCGUCCGACACUUCGUUCGCCCAGCAACCUGCUGGUGGUCAACCUGGCGUCAGCAGACUUCCUGAUGUCUCUGACGCAGUCUCCCGUCUUCUUUGUGUCCAGCCUACAUCACCACUGGGUGUUUGGGGAGCUCGCCUGUGAGCUGUACGCUUUCUGUGGCGCGUUGUUUGGCAUCACCUCCAUGAUUACACUGACAGCCAUCGCGGAGGAUCGCUGCCUGGCCAUCACGCGGCCACUGGCUCUUCCGGGGCGGGUGAGUCGUGAGCGUGUGUGGGCGGUGCCGGUGGGGGUGUGGUUGUACUCUCUAGGGUGGAGUCUGCCACCGUUCUUCGGGUGGAGCUCCUACAUCCCUGAAGGCCUGCAAACGUCCUGCAGCUGGGACUACAUGAGCUUCACCACCGCUGUGCGCACCUACACCAUUCUUCUGUUCGCCUUCGUCUUCUUUGUCCCGCUCUGUCUCAUCGCCGGCUGCUACUUCGCCAUCUUCCAGGCGGUGCGGGAGGCAGCUCAGGAGGUGGAGCAGCUGAACUGUGGUGAGACCAACAAGGCGUACGAGCGUCUGCUCAGUGACUGGCGGUUGGCUAAAGUUGCUCUGGGAGUGAUCCUGCUGUUCUCCUGGUCACCAUACUCUGCUGUAGCUCUGACUGCCACAGCGGGCUACGCCCACCUACUGACGCCCUACAUGAACUCAGUUCCUGCUGUCAUAGCAAAGGCCUCCGCCAUUCACAACCCCAUCAUCUACGCCAUCACACACCCAAAGUACCGUGCCGCCAUCGGCUGCCACGUCCCACUGUUGCGCCCUCUGCUGCGGCUGCAUGAAAAGGACCUGCGCUCAUCUUUCAGCUCCAGCAGCACUUCAUCUCGCCGAGCCACGCUCACCGGUCAGAGCCCACCAGGAGUCCAGCUCAGCGCCGGCGUCUGGGCCAACAGCCGAUGGAGGAAGACCCGACUGUCCUCGGUGUCUGACAGCGAGUCUUGCUGGACAGAGAGCGAAGCUGAUGGAUCCAGUGCCGGGUCAGCGGCCGUCACCAGACAGGUGUCCACUGACGUCACUGCAGACAACACUGCCGCCCCCAACACCAACCCUGACACCGCCAUGAGCAUCUCUGACACCACCAUCGCCACCACUGUCCUUAGCCAGCAGAGACGACAGACAGGAGCUGACUCACCUGAUGGGGGCGCUGCAGCCGAGUAAACCAACAAAAACACAACUUAAACAGGAGCACUGCGACAGUUUAGAAUCUGACUGAGGUCAUUGUUAGACACACUAAGUCUGAGAAG